ACACGCAAAAACAAAAAACAAAAAAGAACUCACAAAUUCAUAAAACGCAGAGAACAAACAACACUCCCCCUAUUACCACCUCCCGCUUCUGCAAAUUCCGUCAACCGGUUGCCGGAAAACAUGGCCGGCGCGGCCUACGGUCAGCUUAAUCUCGAGGAAUCACCGUCGUGGGGAUCUCGAAGCGUCGACUGUUUCGAAAAACUCGAACAAAUUGGUGAAGGAACCUACGGUCAAGUAUACAUGGCCAGAGAGAUAAAAACCGGAGAAAUUGUUGCUUUAAAGAAGAUAAGGAUGGACAAUGAGAAGGAAGGGUUUCCUAUAACUGCCAUCCGUGAAAUUAAAAUUUUGAAGAAGCUUCAGCAUGAGAACGUUAUCAAGCUAAAAGAGAUUGUGACGUCACCAGGUCCCGAGGUGGAUGAGCAUGGGAAAUCAGGUGGUCACAAAUACAAGGGCAGUAUUUACAUGGUUUUCGAAUACAUGGACCAUGACUUAACGGGCCUUGCUGAUCGUCCUGGACUGAGAUUUACGAUUCCCCAAAUCAAGUGUUAUAUGAAGCAACUACUAACAGGGCUACACUAUUGUCACGUCAAUCAAGUACUUCAUAGGGACAUAAAAGGUUCUAAUCUUCUUAUCGAUAAUGAGGGGAAUUUAAAACUUGCCGAUUUUGGAUUAGCGCGGUCAUACUCCUCUGACCAUAAGGGCAAUCUCACAAAUCGGGUUAUUACGUUGUGGUAUAGGCCUCCGGAAUUAUUGCUUGGAGCUACAAAAUACGGUCCAUCUGUUGACAUGUGGUCAGUUGGUUGUAUCUUCGCUGAACUUCUGCAUGGAAAACCAAUCUUAACUGGAAAAAAUGAGCCUGAGCAAUUGAACAAAAUAUUCGAGCUUUGUGGAUCUCCCGAUGAGGUGAAUUGGCCUGGAGUUUCUAGAACUCCGUGGUACAACAAGUUUAAACCGAGUAGGCAGAUGAAGAGGCGAGUUAGGGAGGUUUUCAGACACUUUGAUCGUAAUGCCCUUGAGUUAUUAGAGAAGAUGUUGACUCUUGAUCCCUCACAGAGGAUAUCUGCCAAAGAUGCAUUGGAUGCUGAAUAUUUCUGGACCGACCCGUUGCCUUGUGACCCUAAAAGUUUGCCCAAGUAUGAAUCCUCACAUGAAUUCCAAACCAAAAAGAAACGACAACAACAACGUCAAAACGAAGAACAAGCCAAAAGACAAAAACUCCAACAUCCGCAACAGCAUGCCCGCCUGCCACCCGUUCAACAACCGGGCCAAGCCCAAGCCCAUUCUCAGGUCUGGGCUGGCGGUCACAACCAUCCCAUGGGUAAUUCAGGUCAAGCUCCCCUUGCAGCAGGUGGUCCUACACAUCAUCAAUUUGGUAAGCCGCGUGGACCCCCUGGUGGGCCCAACCGCUACCCUCCAGGUGGCAACCCAAACCCUGGCGUGGGUGGAUAUUAUCCAGACCGGUCAACGGGUCAAGGUGGUGUAGGGUUUAGUGGCGGACAGUAUCCGCCACAGGCUCGUGCCCCGUCUGCUAGUGGGCCUAGAGGAUCUUCUGCUGGUUAUGGUGUGGGCCCGCCAAAUUAUUCACAAAACGUUCCGUAUGGCGGUUCUGGAGCCGGGGGUAGAGGCCCGAAUGUGGCGGGUAACCGAAACCCGCCGUACAACUGGCAGCAGCAGUAGUGUAUGGUAGGUGAAAGGAAAAGAUGAGUUUUGAAAAGUCGUUGACUGUGGUUUGACUUUUGACUGUUGCGCAGACUGCAAACAUGUACAGUUAGUUUUUAAGUAUAAUUAUUUUAGGAGGUUUAAUGGAUUAUAUUUUAUGAUUGCUUUUUGAAUCA
Helianthus annuus (common sunflower) is the source of this 1835-nucleotide messenger RNA. Its product is annotated as cyclin-dependent kinase C-1. Gene Ontology annotation, molecular function: cyclin-dependent protein serine/threonine kinase activity; ATP binding; RNA polymerase II CTD heptapeptide repeat kinase activity. Bases 121 to 1677 code for a protein of 518 amino acids. Gene Ontology annotation, biological process: protein phosphorylation; positive regulation of transcription elongation by RNA polymerase II. Gene Ontology annotation, cellular component: cyclin-dependent protein kinase holoenzyme complex; nucleus. The record is from RefSeq and is a predicted model, not a curated record. The transcript is spliced from 12 exons. NCBI's taxonomy places the organism in Eukaryota, Viridiplantae, Streptophyta, Magnoliopsida, Asterales, Asteraceae.